Gymnogyps californianus (California condor) is the source of this 1413-nucleotide messenger RNA. RefSeq names its product KLF transcription factor 6 (gene KLF6). Gene Ontology annotation, biological process: regulation of transcription by RNA polymerase II. The transcript is spliced from 4 exons. The record is from RefSeq and is a predicted model, not a curated record. The coding region runs from base 120 to 971 and encodes 283 amino acids. Lineage: Eukaryota; Metazoa; Chordata; Aves; Accipitriformes; Cathartidae. Gene Ontology annotation, molecular function: RNA polymerase II cis-regulatory region sequence-specific DNA binding; DNA-binding transcription factor activity, RNA polymerase II-specific.
CUUGGAAACUGAGAGCAGAGGUUUGACACCCCCCCGCACACACCCCGCAACCCCUGCACAUAAAGGAGGCAUCUGUAUUUUUGGUAACCAGCACUGACUUUGUUGUUGCAACUUGAGACAUGGAUGUUCUCCCAAUGUGCAGCAUCUUCCAGGAACUCCAGAUUGUGCACGACACGGGUUACUUCUCAGCCUUGCCGUCCCUGGAGGAAUAUUGGCAACAGACAUGUUUGGAGCUGGAACGGUAUCUUCAAAGUGAACCCUGUUAUGUUUCUGCAUCUGAAAUCAAAUUUGAUAGCCAAGAGGAUCUCUGGACCAAAAUUAUUCUGGCACGUGAGAAAAAGGAGGAAUCUGAACUGAAGAACACGUGUGUCCCAAAAGAGGACAAUCUUACUAGUCAGAACUUAGAGACCAACAGUUUGAAUUCUGACGUGAGCAGCGAAUCUUCAGACAGCUCUGAGGAGCUCUCGCCCACGACAAAGUUUACCUCUGACCCUAUAAGCGAUGUUUUAGCCAGUUCAGGAAACUUGAGUUCGUCUGUCACUUCCACUCCCCCUUCGUCUCCUGAGCUGAGCAAGGAGCCUUCUUCCCAGCUGUGGAAUUGUACGCCGGGUGAGUUGCAUUCACCGGGGAAAAUUCGUACCGGUACCGCUGGAAAGACUGCAGAAAAAGGUACACCCGCCAAUGGUGACACCUCGCCAGAUGGCAGAAGGCGUGUUCACAGGUGUCAUUUUAACGGUUGCAGGAAAGUUUACACCAAAAGUUCACAUCUGAAAGCACAUCAGCGCACUCAUACAGGGGAAAAGCCUUACAGAUGUUCAUGGGAAGGGUGUGAGUGGCGUUUUGCAAGAAGUGAUGAAUUAACCAGACACUUCAGAAAGCACACUGGUGCCAAGCCUUUUAAAUGUAGUCACUGUGACAGGUGUUUUUCCAGGUCUGACCACCUGGCCCUUCACAUGAAGAGACACCUCUGAAUGGGUCAAGAGGUGAAUCCUGCGGGCUAAGAGGCGUCAAGGUUGAAGAGCCUUGAGCGGAGGGAUGCGUGUUCCAGCCAAAGCAUGCCAUUUUGCACCCUACCCAGUUGCCUCCAGGACCUCACUUCCUUGAAGGUCUUUUGAGGGCUAAUAAGUCAUGUAAGAAACGGCAUAGCAACCGUGGUGCGUGAUGUUUGGGGUUUCCUGGACUCAUACACUGGUAUCUAACCUUCUGAGUGGCUCCUAAGCCUUUGCCGUGAGCAUGUGCACUGAGAAUGUUAAUGAUUGGGCGACUGUAUGCGAUGAGGAUCUCUUGAUGACUGUAUGCUGAGGCACAUUUUUUUUCUUGUGGUUGUUUUAUAACUGUAAGAGAAAAAAAAUAGUCUGAAUGUCUUGUAUGUGAGGAAUAUCUCAUGAGAUGGGACGACCACCAAUCAUUUCC